AUGGCUGUCGUUGGAGACUCCAAAGGGGUCAUCGGCAAGGCUGACUCUGAGGACCCAGGUCGUUUUGACAGCGGUGAUGAGACUGCUAAUUCGUCAAUUGAGCAUCCUUUCUCAGAUCCAGAGAUUGCUGAUCGUUGGAGAAAAGUGUAUGAGAAUGCGCAAUAUGAGAACCGACAUCGGUUUGAUCCAAGUUUUACUUGGACUGCUCAGGAGGAGAAGAAGCUUGUUAGAAAGAUCGACUUUCGCAUCUGUCUCUGGGCUUGGGUCAUGUUUCUCUCCCUAGACUUCCACCGACGAAAUAUCAACCGUGCUAUUUCCGAUAACAUGUUGCCUGAAAUAGGCAUGAACACUAACGAUUUCAACUACGGCCAAACUAUCUUCCUUGUUUCGUUCCUCUCAGCUGAGCUCCCCAGUGGCUUGAUCAGCAAGAAACUGGGCGCCGAUAGAUGGAUCCCUUUUCUCAUUUGCAGUUGGUCGCUUGUUGCGGGCUGUCAAGCUGCGCUGAAGAGUAGGGGUGCUUACUUUGCUAUCAAGGCUCUUCUGGGUCUUUUGAUGGGUGGAUUCAUUCCAAAUAGUGAUAUUGUUCUUUGGCUCACUUACUACUACAAGUCGAAUGAGCUACCCAUCAGACUGGCUUUCUUCUGGACUGCCCUGAGCACCAGUAACAUCUUGGGCUCUCUUCUUGCCGCUGGUAUUCUGCAGAUGCGAGGCGUCCUCGGCUGGGGCGGUUGGCGAUGGCUUUUCCUGCUUGAGGCGAUCGGCACUUUCAUCGUCGGCCUCUUCUCUUGGGUUCUCAUGCCACCUGGUCCCUGCCAGACAAAGAGCUGGUUCCGCGGUAAGAAUGGAUGGUUCAAUGAACGUGAAGAGUUCAUCAUGGUGAACCGACUUCUUCGCGAUGAUCCUAGCAAGGGCGACAUGAACAACAGAGAGGCUGUCAACCUCCCCAAACUUUGGAAAGCCAUCAAGGACUGGGAGCAGUGGCCACUGUACAUCAUCGGUCUCAUGGUGUACAUCCCGCCCGCUCCCUUCAACACCUAUCUCUCCUUCAUCCUGCGUCAAAUCGGCUUCUCCGUCUUCGAAGCCAAUCUUCUCGCCAUUCCCUCACAGUUCCUCUACGCAGUCAAUUUGCUCAUCAUCACCUGGCUUUCCGAGCGCGUCAAAGAACGAGGCAUGCUAUCAUCUCUCUCAAACAUCUGGAUCUUCCCAUGGGUCCUCGCCCUCGUCGUUCUCCCUGGAGACAUUUCACCUUGGGUUCGAUAUGCUCUCAUCACAGGUCUUUUGAGCUACCCCUACUGCCAUGCUAUUCUUGUAGGCUGGAACGCCAAGAACAGCAAUAGUGUACGCACAAGAGCUAUCAGCGCUGCUCUGUACAAUAUGUUCGUGCAGACGGGUAAUAUUGCUGCGUCUAAUAUCUUCCGUGAGGAUGAUCAGCCUCUGUACAGGCGAGGUAACAGGGUCAUUCUUGGUAUCACAUCUGUCAAUAUCGUUUUAUUCUAUGUAGUCAAGGCUUUCUACAUCUGGAGGAAUAAGGUCCGUGAUAGGAGAUGGAAUGCCUUGACAAAGGAGCAACAGCAGGAUUAUAUGCUUAAUACUACGGACGAGGGUCAGCAGCGUUGGGACUUUAGAUUCGCUCACUAGACGAGGGGAUACUUGCUACUGACUCCUCGUAAAUUCUUCAGACUUCUACAUACCAAGUUUCACCUUGAAGGAUUUUCAAGACUUCAGUGCUGUAGAAUUCUAUGAGGAGACAACCAAGAUUAUAUUCUAAAAGUGUACCAAACUUAUGCUCUUGACUGAAACCCCAAGAUGUUUAGGGAAGUGGAAGCAGCGUGCGUCGGUCUUCAGGGCAUUAUAAUACCAUUUCAUGGCCACGCAUGACCUUCCUGUUUAAGAGUGCAUCCAUGAAGCAAUUAAGGAAAGUUGAUGAGAGGCGGUUGGCCAACGCCGUGGCUAUUUGACCGAAGCCUCUUUUGAGACAUCACCAGGAUAGCCUCUUCCGCCACAUAAAGUAAGUCACCGCCAAGCUACCCACAUGAAGGCAUUGUUUGAAAUCCUUUGGCGGCAAAAGACAUCACUGUUGUGCACGCUUCCACAGUCGCCCAGGUUGUCGGAACGUCGAAGCAAGCCCAAUGACG
Molecule: messenger RNA, 2135 nt
Organism: Fusarium redolens
Lineage: Eukaryota; Fungi; Ascomycota; Sordariomycetes; Hypocreales; Nectriaceae
Product: major facilitator superfamily domain-containing protein
Exons: 7
Coding region: 1-1638 (545 amino acids)
Biological process (GO): transmembrane transport
Cellular component (GO): membrane
Molecular function (GO): transmembrane transporter activity
Source: RefSeq, a predicted model, not a curated record